Molecule: messenger RNA, 1945 nt
Organism: Xenopus laevis (African clawed frog)
Lineage: Eukaryota; Metazoa; Chordata; Amphibia; Anura; Pipidae
Exons: 6
Coding region: 280-978 (232 amino acids)
Source: RefSeq, a predicted model, not a curated record
CCACUUUAUGACCAAAUAAAUGAACAUGAAUAAACAAAUUGAGCGGAUGAUGUGAAAUAUGAAGUAAACUGGGUCUCCCUCUCUUCACACAAACGCAAGAGCAGAAGUUCACACACACACUGAGUCAGUCGCACAAAUUGGUAAAAAUCUGGGAGCUCUGCCAGAAAGAUCCUCCGACCCUCCCCUCCCCUCCGACCCCUCCCCAUCAGGUGACAUUGCUGUUCUCACGGCAGGUUCCUCAGUACUGAACUUACUGCUCCCACUGACAGACACAGGGUGAUGGAGGAGAACAUGGAACUGGAACCUCUGGCAAACGGAUCUGCAGCCCGACCCCCCGACCCCAAACUUACAGAGACCCCCCUGGCUAGGGAUGCGGAAAAAGGGGGAGAGACAAAGUCACAGACUCGGUACAGACAGAUAUGUCAAGGCAAAAAGAAAUGGCUGUGGGGGUUUAUUUCUGGUAUGAGCAUCAUCAUCCUCAUCGUACUGAUCUGUGUAUAUUCAAUUAACAACGAUACCGCAGGUGCCCAAACACAGAAAGAAAAUGGGCCAGUUCCUGACAAAGGGCCAGUUCCAGUUGAAGUGACAGUUGCUGCUGAAGGGGCAGUUCCUGAUGGAGUGACAGUUGCUGCUGAAGGGGCAGUUCCUGAUGGAGUGACAGCUGCUGCUGAAGACAAUGAGACUGCUGGAGACUGUGAGAGACUGGUUUAUGUAUCUGCCAAUAACAGUGACGGCUCCUUUCAGUCCAGCUAUGACUCCUGUGCCAGCAAAGGAUAUGAACUACUGAAAGAACCAGAUAUAGAAGUUAGGAAACACUGUAUUCCCCAAGGAGAGGAUUUCUGGAUUCAUGGCCGACGUGAUUGUGAGCCGUGCCCAGUGUACAACACUCACGAUGGAGUUUUACGUUUGGAUUCCACCACAAUGCGGCGUUUCUUCUGUGAUCCACAAGCACCAGAACCAACUGAUGGGCAAAUAUAACUGAGCGGCAGCAGAAGCCUCAGAGGAAGGAAGAACAGAGACUGGGAAAGGAACGUUUGUAUCAGUGAUUGCUGCUGAGUAAUGUCUUAUCUAAUGGAGUCUGGGAUCAAAUUGUAGAGCUGCUAUUGGGAAAUGGAGGGCGGAUAAAAUUUUAUUUAUUUUAAGAAUGUAGACUAGAAAAGUGGUUAAAAAAACAGAAGGGAAUUUCCCACUUAUUCGCAUCAGGCACCUACUCCUGAAUGGACCAAUCAGAAGAGAUUAUUAUAAUGUACAAAUUGUUUGGUUUUAUUCCUUUAUUCCACUGGGGUGGCCUCACCAGGAGCCCCUGCAGUCCCCAUGGGGCCAACACCAGUCUUCCCCCGAGUGUGUGUAAAUUAAAUAAACCUUCAGGGGGAGGGAGAUCAGUGGCCUGGGGGAGCACCAAUCGGAUGCAGGUCUGGGCCCACUAGGGCUGGGGCCCAGUCCAACCCUGCUUACUGCCCCUUUAAUUAUUCUCCUUUAUUUAUAUUGCACCACAGUAGCAUUUUAUUGAAUUUAUCAUUCCCAUCAGUCCCUGUCCCAGUGGAGUUUACAAUCUAAUGUCCCUAUCACAUACUAGGGGCCGUUAUAUCAGGAGCCAAUUAGCCUGCGUUUAUAUAUUUGGGGUGUGUAAGAGAACCAGAUUGCUGGGGGGGGGGGACCCAUACACGGGGAGAUACACGGGGAGAUGUUCUGGUCAACUAGACACGUUUUUUCUACCAAUUACCCUGUACCUAGAAAUAAAUAUAUAUAUUUUUUUUUAAUCCUUCAAAGUGUGUGACGUUUGGCUUGGUCCCUGCGCUACUGAUACACAAAUACUAAGGAUAACAAAAAGUUCUUUCAGAAAUAGAAUAAAUGUAUUUAUUCCAAGCAAUGGGCCCGUAUCAUUGUGACUAAUGUCACGGAAAUGGCAUUUUGGGCCAAGAAUAGGCUUAUACAGUAUACCGUG